AUGGUUGCCAGCGAUUCCGGCGUGAGAAAGCGCAAACCUCAUCGUCAAUCGUCACGUGACAAGACCCCGUCAACGGCUCCAACGGCGGCCACGGAAGAACUCAAGACGGCCAAGCACCAAGAACGUGAGAGCGAGCAGAAGUUCCAGGACGUGACCAAAUCGCUGAACCGCACAGAGAGUUGGCACGCUCGAGCUGCUGCGCAUUUGGCUCGCAAACGCAUUUUCUCCAUCUUGAGCGGGAUCGUGAUUGGCGUCGUGGCCGUCAUUAGCGUGCAAAGUUACUACCUCGAGACGCCUCUCAUCACGGAACAUUCGCUGCUGAAAGUGCGGGAGAUGUUUGACAACUUUAAUUGGUCCGUCAACGUCCGCGACGAGCUCUUGGCCGCGUUUGACCACAGUCCGAGUCUUCUUGGACCGGGAGAGAUACGCCCGGGGCUUCAAUUGUUUCAAGAAGAGAACCUCACGGCUUUCUCACCCGUAAUUCUGUUGCCAGGCUUCACGUCCACUGGUCUUGAGAUCUGGAAUGGAAGUGCCUGCAGCAAAGCCUACUUUCGACAACGGAUGUGGGGCACCUCGAGAAUGCUGCAGCAGUUUAUGAUGAAUCAAAAGUGCUGGCUGGAGCACAUGAUGCUCAACCGGUCGACUGGAAUAGACCCAGACGGCAUCAAGCUGCGUGCAGCCAAAGGACUUGAAGCAGCCGACUACUUGAUCGGUGGGUUCUGGGUUUGGGGAAAGUUGGUGGAGAAUCUGGCCGAGAUCGGAUACGACAGCAAUAAUCUAUACAUGGCAGCGUACGACUGGAGACUCAUGCCGCACUUGCUGGAAAAGCGUGACGCAUACUUUACCAAGCUCAAGUACACGAUUGAAAUGGCACGGAUGUCGUCAAGAAACCAGAAAGUGAUGCUUGUCACACACUCGUACGCGAUGCAGGUGUUUUUUUACUUCUUGAAGUGGGUCGAGAGCGAUCAUGGAGGCCAGGGAGGAGACCAGUGGGUGGAGAACAACAUUGAAGCGUUUGUAAAUAUCGCGGGGCCGACGCUGGGUGUCGUCAAGACGAUCAGUGCGCUCAUGUCGGGCGAAAUGAAAGACACAGCAGAGUUGGGCGGCUUGUCCAAGUUCCUCGGCUAUUUCUUCAGCGUUUCAGCGCGUACGCAACUGGCACGGUCGUGGUCGAGUGUCUUUGCCAUGCUGCCCAUUGGCGGCGACCGUAUCUGGGGCACGAUCGACUCAGCGCCCGAUGAUAUUGUGUCUGCUUCGCCGCUAUCGACUGGAGCGAACUCGACAGUGGACCCUAAGAAGGUCAACGACCAUGUUGAGCGCUAUGGCUCCGGCGGACAAAUCCUUCGCUUCAUUAAUACCACGCAAGAGAACAUCACUGUAGGUGACGUGCACAACUUGCUGGGAGAGCUGGACCCUUACCUCGAUACAUUCAGCUCGUGGUUUAGCACUGGUAUCGCCGACGACCCGUCACUUCUCAAGUAUGACCAGGCCAAGUACUGGACCAACCCGUUGGAAACCACUUUGCCGAAAGCGCCGAGUUUGAAGAUCUUCUGCUUUUACGGUGUGGGCAAGCCGGCAGAACGAGGGUACUCGUACGGAGACAACCCGUUGCAAGAAGAUGUCAGCGCGCACGUAAACGGCAAGCGGGUGGCCCCUUACGUGUUCAACACGGAGGUCAGCGACCUGCCAUAUAUCAAGGGCGGAAUCCGGUACACUGAUGGCGAUGGCACAGUGCCUCUUGUAUCGUUGGGUCUCAUGUGUGCCAGUGGCUGGCGGACCCAAAAGUUCAACCCGGGAGGAGUCGAUGUUCGCGUUCGUGAGUACGGCCACAACCCCGUGUCGAUGUUGUUCGAUCCGCGAGGCGGACCUGAGACGGCUGACCACGUCGAUAUCAUGGGCAACCAUGCGCUUAUCCGCGACGUGCUUCUCGUCGCUGCUCGUGCGUACGAUCGCGUGCCCGAGAACAUCACGUCGAGGAUCAUGGAGAUCGCUGAACGCGUUGGAGAGCUGUAA
Messenger RNA from Peronospora matthiolae, 2013 nucleotides. The record is from the annotation of a GenBank genome assembly. NCBI's taxonomy places the organism in Eukaryota, Oomycota, Peronosporomycetes, Peronosporales, Peronosporaceae.